Messenger RNA from Anopheles stephensi (Asian malaria mosquito), 14312 nucleotides. It is a transcript of the gene bchs, whose product is annotated as WD repeat and FYVE domain-containing protein 3. The transcript has 28 exons. NCBI's taxonomy places the organism in Eukaryota, Metazoa, Arthropoda, Insecta, Diptera, Culicidae. Bases 219 to 10109 code for a protein of 3296 amino acids. Gene Ontology annotation, molecular function: protein binding. The record is from RefSeq and is a predicted model, not a curated record.
ACCAACCUCUGCUUCAGUGUGCAAAACGAUUUUAUCAGCCACGGAAGGAAACACAAUCUUCAAAUAACGAAAACUAUGCAAUAAAUUGGUGUAUUGUUUGUUGACAAUGCUAGAAAAAGUUACUGGUUCAUUGCAUUCAAAGCUCUGUUCAAUAGUGUACGAUAAUUAGAUCAACCUGAAGCCGUAGUAAACAUAAAUAAACAAAUAGUGAAUCUUAGAUGAAGAAAACAUUCGCCGCCAUGAACCAAGAGGGAACGAAUCGUUGCCAGGGUGGGGAACUGCCAGAUACAGCUGGCAAGGAGGAUGUGGAACUGGCAAUGCUGCAUCUGCGAAAACUGUUUGAUGAAUUUAUCAAUCUCAAAUCAACGAUGGCAGACACUGAGCGAGAUACGAAGCUCUAUCAGAUGCUGCCACUCUACUGCAAUGUGGCAAAUAACGCAAAUCAGAAGAAACAGACAAAUCCGCAUGGAUUAUCUCAGCCGCUAUCAUGGGAAGGGCAGGCCGCUUUUUGCCAUCACAUCAGUCAAUUAUUAGCAAGAGAAAUUAAGCGAAGAGCGUUAAAUCGAAGCACAGAAACUGCAUCAAAAACAAUUGCAUCGUUUUUGGAGCUGGAUAGUGUGUACGGCACUGAGGAAUCGGGAAAUGGAGCAGUUUUACUGACGGCAGUCAAUUUAAUGGUUAAUACAAUCAACGAUAGUUCCUUGCAAGAGAUUAUGAUAAAUGCUUCUCUGCCAUCCACCUUAGUGCGAUGUAUAUACUUGUUUUUGGAUCUUCCAGAAGAAAAAGAAACAUGUUCUAUCGACGAAACUUGCUCGGAAGCAAAUAAAGAUAGACAAAUGAGUUCAUUUAGAGCAUUUUCCCAGAUACUGUUGAAGCUCUCAUCACACCCAUUAACAGCGGAAGAACUGAUACGAGUCGAUGAUUUGAGUCUACUGUUUUCCACUGUAACUGCACAGUAUGGACCGUGUAACCUCAAGUGGCGCUCGUUGGCAGGCGAAGUGCUUGAUACAUUGGCACGAUACGGACUUACCGAAGCAAUCGUAGAUUACGUACAUGCCAAAGGGUGCAUGGCGCUGUGUAUUGACAAUAUGCAACGAACUAUAGCUUCCAAACCUUUCGACAUUGUUGACAUGAUACUAUCUAUCUGUGGCUUUUUACAGCAAUCAUCACAUUGUUCGCAAAAGUUGAUGGAUGAUUUUAAGGAAUGCCAAGGAUAUCUGUUUCUUAUCGAUUGCCUACUCAAAAUGCACCAAGGCGUCGAGAAUGGUGACAGCAAUGUUCAACUUUCGCAUGAACAAAUGUUUCGAAAGCUCAUUAGCAUGAUAGUUUCGCUGUGCUAUUGUGGAUAUGCUCAAGUGCCGUCGCUACAUGCGGUGGACGUUUCUAAAGCUCAAUUUCUAGUGAAGGAAUUGCGCGUGUCACCAAGAUCAUCCAAAGCAGCGUGUUUGCGCAAUAUAAAUGCAUUUUUGGUUCUGCAAACAGUAUUUUUGCGAUCGGACAGCGCGCUAGUGUGUUGUUUGAUACUUGAUGCAAUUAAGGAGGUUUACAAGAGUGACGAUGUGAACUAUUUCGUGCUGGAAUCUCAAAGCACCUUAUGUUUGUUUGCGGAGAAAAUUCAUCAAAAACCAAGGGUGGUACGAACACAAUUUUUCGCAAUGAUCGAAUUCAUAGUUCUUCAGCUAAACUUCAUUCCCCGUAAGGAGCUUAUAGCUCUAUCGGUGCUUUUAAAAGCAAAUCAUCUUUUAGAGAUCAGUAUUGCGUGUGCUCGCACAUUUCUUUGUCUGUUAAGGCACAACAGUGUUUUCGCCGACGUUUAUCGUGAAAUAGGAGUGUUGGAAGUGUUUGUCACCUGCAUAAGACGGUACAAAGACUUUCUGGAAAACGAUAAGCAUAUGGGAAGCUUAGGCGGCAGCCCUGAUACCGGAACAGUGAAACAGCCACAAAGUUCAGACGAGCAGGAAACGUUGGGAACGCUAGUAGUAGAAGCUCUUGUUCAGCUGUUGAAUGGAAAUUCUAAUAAUACAAGCAUAUUCAAAAAUAGUGGAGGCAGCAAGUGUGUAUACGACAUGCUGAAGUAUAAAUACAAUACCCCAGCCGUUAUGAAACUGGUUAAAGAACUUGUGUUAACUGUUGGAGGGGAAGAUGAUAUGUUAAACCUGUUGAAAUCUAUCAAUUCACUAGCCGACCUACAUUCGAACACUGUAUUGAUGCGCAUUCGCAUUUUGCAAACAUUGAUUGAAUGUCUCAAGGAAAGCCACCGGACGAGAUCAGUUUUCCGAAAGGUUAGUGGAUUCGUGUAUGUAGUUAACGUGCUGGACUUGUUGAAAAAUCAAUUUGGACACAAGCAAUCCGCCGAUGGUCCCAGUAAAAUACACAUGCGACUGUUUCUUGUCGUUUGUCAAACGCUAAGUGCUGCUAUGCGAUUCGAACCAGCAAAUGCAAAAUAUUUUCAAAAUGAGGUAGCGAAUACGCUGUUUUUGGAAGCUAUUAGGGACAUGGGAUGCUUUUCGAGGAAUGAAUCAAUUGGAAGUGGUGGCUUCUUUCAACAACAUCCUUCGACUGUAGACCAAUCGUUGGUGAAUGUGUACGCGAAUAUUUUCAAGACGGCAAUGAGUAACGUGGAAAACGAAAGCUCAAGUGAUGCUUUAUUUCCCAACGCAAGUGACGAGAUUUUACCACCGCUACGAUCCGGAUGCAUCAUUUAUCGUAUUUUAUAUGAAAUCGUAUUCGAUGGAUUUGAUGGACCGCAGAAAGUAGAAGUUCUACAGCACAACAAAAUAUGUACAGACGUGAUACCGGAAUCUUACCAUGAUGGCGUACUGAGCUCCACUGCACCAUCGUCCGGUUUAAACGACUACUUAAUCGUACACCCGGCGGUAGUUUUGUGCAUGUUGAAGUUGCUCCCCUCGAUUGAAGAACAAUGUUCACCAUACGACAAUAAUGAUCCUCUAACUUGGAAAGCCUUCACCGAAAGAGCAAUAGCAUUGCAGUAUUUUUUAUCAGAUGUUAUAAAAUCGUGUGUUCGCAGUGAACGCAAUCAGCAGAUAAUGUGCGACAAUGGAUUAAACGAAAGUAUAGUUCGGUAUUGCAGGGAAGCUUUGAUUGAUGAGCAGCAUCCACUGCAUAUGUCACUGCAGUACAUAUUUGAGCGAUUGGCCGUGCAGGCGCUAAUGCCAAAAGAAUUGCGAACUUUUCUUCGCUUGGGUCUUAAGUUUUCAAGUGAAAAGGAUAGUGACGCCCCAGGCGGCUUCAUACCACCGGUGCCGUUAACGCGCUUAAAAACGUUAGUUUCAAUCACUACACCGCGUGAUUUCCGAUAUCAAGGUUCAUUCACGAUGCCCCCCUUCAUCGAGUUGGAUAUGUCAACGGAAGGGUUUGCAUGCAUAUUUUUCCCAAAUAUUGCACCAAGCCAUUUGAACUCAGAAUACUCAGCUGUAACACAUCAUCUGCAUGGUUCGGUUACUGCAGGACUAAACGUAAAUGGCACUGGCAUUGCUGGAUUGGGUGCCGCUUCCUUUCCGAGUUUCCAAAACAGUAUUAGUAGAAGCGCUAGCAGUAUUGGUCCACAGCUAGAGUCUAGUAUUGGCGGUGGUAUCGGGUCAGGAAACAGAACGUUUCCAUCAAGCAACGGGUUAACUUUCAGUACAUGGUUUUGCGUUGAUCGAUAUCCACAUGGAGAGGCUGCCGAUGGUAAUCCAAUCAGACUCUUUCAUAUAGUGCGCUCCGAUGAUGGAUCUGGCGAAGAGUCGGUGAUUGUGUUCAGUAUUUUAAUCUUACCAAGUGAUAAAUCGUUAUCGGUUGCUACCCAGGAAGUUCCAUUCAAACAUGAAUAUUGCAAUGUUUACAAAGAUGAUUUUAUGUCCCGCGUGUGGUGUCCAACUUUUAUUCGAGAAAGUGAGUGGCAUCACGUGGCAGUAACGUUGGGCAAAACGUCACCAAGAUCAUCGCAAAUUUCCAUCUACGUAGAUGGCCGACACGUGCAUUCGCAGAAAAUCAAUCCGAUCUGCAGCUCAUUGUCGGCUUCGGCAAGAAGAAAUAGUUUUCAUGCGUUCAUUGGAACACCACCAUUGUGGCGGAAGUACUCCAAGCUGAUCUGGAAGCAAGGAGUUUGUAAUUUAAUUGAUGAUACCUUCGAUGCGUCCGCUGUAGCUCGGAUAUACAUGCUUGGGCCACACUACAUUGGCUCAUUCCAGGACGUUCGAUUAGAAGACAAUGAAGAAAUAAAUCCCUUAGUGGCGGAAUACAGAAUAGCGUUUAGUGUCAACCCUAAAGCUUACUCGUACAUGACGUUGAACAAAAUAAGGAAAGUGUACAAUCGCACGGACGCGAAAUCGAUUGCAAAACAACUCGGAAUGAGCUCGCAUGAGAACGCAACGCCCAUUUUGGUCAUGCACAAUGCUGCCGGACAUUUAACUGGUCCUGCGCGCACAUUAGGCGGAGUACUCGUUGGUUAUCUGGGCAUUCGAAAAUUCAAUCCGUUUCCGGUGUCCAUAUCGAUAAACACAGUUGGAGGAUGCAGCGUUCUACUAGGAUUGGUAGCAAUGUCACACAAUGUCGAAAGUUUAUACGCAGCUGUUAAAGCGUUGACGUGCAUUUUGCGUACGAGCAAAUUAGCACGACAAGAAAUGAAUCAACGGCGCUUUUAUCAAACGCUAGCGAUGUUGUACAAACGGAAGAAAGCGCUUCUCAAUUCACACAUUUUGCAUUUAACAUUCAAUUUGGUUGGCACAGUGCAUAGCGGACACGAAAGCUCUACUAUACCGAAUGUAACAGCAUUCCAGGAUUUGUUAUGCGACUUUCCAAUUUGGUUGGACCAGUCAAAUGAUCUGAUUCGUUCUUUGUUGGAGCAUUUUCUGGAACUAUGCACAGAAUCGAACGAAAAAUUCGCAAAUAUUCGAAUUUUGCAGGAAUCACAGUGUAUGACAAAGCUUCUUCAUAUAAUUGAAGAUAUAAGUGACGAUGGAGCAGAAAGAGCAUUGUUUGCUCUUGUCCAAAUACUGCUUUCUCAUCAGUGCAGAUCCAACGAUUUACUGCUGUUUGGCCAAUAUAUGGCAAAAAGUGUUCCUACAAUGGAAAGUCUGUCUACCAUACCGGACACAGAAAAUCUUACGGAUCGACAUGUUCAUCUAAGGAAUCGUGGCCUAAAUAUAUUGCACCACUUGUUUUAUGGCGCAAACAAUGUCAUCAAUUGGAGAUUUUGCGAUGAAGUGUUCCGAGUUCUAGGACUGGAUUGGGUGUUAUUGUUCAUGCAACCACAUUUGCAUUUCACAACGACAGUUUGGGCAUUUCGAUUGUUAGUUACAAUGUUAACAAGAGACCCCAUACUUGCUCGUUUCCGAGAAACAAAGUGCACAAAUGGCGAUGAAGGGUAUCUGAAAAACACAGAAAUAAUCCUACAAUCGCGAAAUGCCAUCUUGCUUUCAUCAAAAUUUCCUUCGCAAGUAGUUGGCGGACCGGGCAACAAUUGCAGCAGUGCAGAAGAAAGUUUUGCCGUAAACCAAGCAUCACUACAAUCAAUGGGAUUCGCUUAUCUGGAAUGGUUACUUUUGCAUCGUACCAACGUGCCCGAAGUGUUUUCAUUGCUAGUCGCAUUAAUUAUUGGAUAUCCGGUAAAAUCGUCAAUCAUGCCUUCCAAAGAUAAUACUAUGGAAGCAAUCUGGGCCUUUCUAUGGUCACCAAACGCUCAUGCGGGUGGCAAUUUGGCAGCAGAAAAAAUGGUAUUCUGCACUGAAGCGAUAUGCAUAUUGCUCAGCUUGACAAGGUCGAUCGUGCAUUGCAGACGACCUAACGCAAACCUGACUGCAUCAAUACCGGAAACUUCCGAACACUGGUUACAGUCGCAUCCCGGCGAAAUAUUGACGUUGUUUAUGUCGUUUUACAAACACCUUCCUGAUUUUGUUCCAGUUGCCAUGAGCGGAGAAGUGAUUACUUCGCUUAUUUCCAUACUGUUUGCACCAUCCACUACGUUGGAUGCUGAUAACGAUGUAUCGUCGGUGGAACAUUCUCCAACAACAGCCGUUCAAAAAUCACCAUCUGCUUUUCCGAGUUCACCGAAUACGCCCGAAACCAUAACCACAAAUGCAUUGCAAAAUGAGCCGCUAUUAUCUAAAAUGGGCAUUGACCAGUUAAUAACUGCGCAUGUGAUGGAUGUUUUGCAGACUCUAAUUAUUGAUUCGCUCACUUUGGUGCACUCUGUCAAAUCCCCACCCGUAAUAGACAUGGUGCUAGAUUUUUGUAUAAUGGGCGGGAAUGGUUACGAGUAUCAACGUAAAAUAUUUCUAACAAAUAUCAUCUUACUGCUAAUGAAAAAUGGUGCCAUGGUAAACAUUGCUGUGGAAGGGCAGAUAUCCGCUCCAGCCAGUAAUAAUUACAUAAAAUUUGGUGGGCAGGAUCAUGUGGUAGCAAACGUUUUCUAUGUAACAGCUCGCUUUGUCGAUAAGCUGUGGCAACAGAUGCUAUUGAUUGAUGGUAGAGAAAUUUUCGAAUACUGUGUGUGUUUAUUAAAACAGGCGAAACGACAUUCGGGAUCUACAUCCACAUCAGCCCAUACUGGAGGUAGCAUAAAUGCUAGUGGAACGAACCUUGCCAGCGCAAGCUCUUUAGAUUCUUUGUAUCGUUCCUUGAAUCGAUGCAUACUCUAUCUUCUGGCAUAUCCAGCCCCCCCGAUGAAUGCAACUUUAGUAGAUGUACUACAAAAUCUAAUGAACAACCGCUUAUUGGUGUUUGGAGCUGGGAACCAUGAUCCUGAUUUCAUUGGAUGUUUAACAUACUGUAUCCUUCAGUUGCAUAAGGGGGAAAAUAUAAAUUUACACAGUUCUGCUCAGUUUGACCAAGAACGCACGACAACGUGGCAUGUGAAGUCACUGGUACGAAAUGAAAAUGAAGAUAACGUUUCCCGAGAAUUGCUAGAUGAUGAACAAACGGUUGGGCCAUCAUCGAAGUUGGAAAAAAUUGCCUUCAGAGUUUGGGAAGAACUGUACGUCUGCAAAAAACCGGUUAUCGAAGAAAUAUUCAAAGUGACGUUAACGCAACCAUUUCACAAUUCUCGUGCGCCGAACAUGGAUUGUACUCAUGAACAGAUUUUCGAUUCAGCCUUCAAACAUUGGCUGACAUACGUCGAAAAGGAGCGGCAUACUACCUCACGAAAUCCUUGGGAUGUGCAUAAUAGCAUACAAUCUAAAAUUCAAAAAGUGACCGGAGGGCUAACGCGGCUCACUAGCCGUACAAAGUUGAAGAAAGAAGUUUGUAAACGACAAGGAAUAUUCAACGAGGAGUUAAGUGUUGAAAGCAACAAACAGCUGCUCAAUGGCAAAAUUACGCUUGUGAAGGAGUUUUGGAAUUUUUGCUCGACCCAGCAAGGAAAUAGUUACAUGCACAACAAACGUUACGUUCAUCAAGAUUGGUUACAAGUUGAGUCCGAGCUCAUACGAGAACGAGGAAUAUGGGGCCCGGAAUGUUGUGCUGAAUACACAAAAUGGACCCUUGACAGCACGGAAGGGCCAUAUCGAAUGCGAAAAAAGAUGCUGAAGAAUUUGUUGUUUUAUGUACACUAUCCACCGCCAACUGAUCAAGUAGAUGUAGUUGAUACCGAAGAUAAUGUUCAUCAAAAGCAGCCCAAGAGCCGUGUGGCUAUCAGCUACGACAGUGCGAAGUACAAUAAGUUUGUGCGUUUAUAUCAAAAUAUGUUUCCUGAGCAGUUUGAACGGGACAUGACUGCAGGCAAUGGAUCAUCGCGGGGCAAUGCGGCAAAAAAAUCGGAGUAUUCAAAAACAAAUCGAAUAAAAGGAGACGAAAAAGGAUAUUGUAUAGAAAACGAAGAGGAUUUAUCGUUCUCACUGCCGGAUAACCAAAUAAUGUUGCGGCUGCUAGAAGACAAAGAAAAGGUUUCUAACAUUUUUCGGACAGCACGUAUACAAGGUUUGGACACCUUUGAAGGUUUGAUGCUGUUUGGAAAAGAUUGCUGCUAUAUUGUUGAUGGAUUUACCUUGCUUUGUAAUCGUGAAAUACAUGAUAUCGAUUCAUUGCCUCCGGAGAGCUUCGAUCCAAUUUUACCUAGCACUACUGCAGCAAAUUGUUCAAUGUCGCGCAAUAUUAGACAAUCCUCUAAAAUAUUUUAUGAAGAUAUCCGCGAAAUACACAAACGACGUUACUUGCUGCAACCGAUCGCACUGGAAAUUUUUUGUGGCAACGGACAAAAUUAUUUGUUGAGUUUUCCCCAAAAAGUGCGCAAUAAAGUAUUUCAAAAAGUGACGACCAUGGCAACACAGAUAGCAGAUAAUGCGCAACAAUCCGUUGCGGGUCAAAAACGAACUGCAAAUGUAGAACAAAAUACUGGCCUUUUAAGCAGUCUAAUAGGGGAAACCUCUGUGACUCAACGCUGGGUGCGCGGUGAAAUAUCAAACUUCCAAUAUCUCAUGCAUCUGAACUCUCUAGCGGGCCGUUCGUAUAAUGAUUUAAUGCAAUAUCCUGUAUUUCCGUGGAUAUUAGCUAAUUAUGACUCCGACGUCUUAGACCUCAACGAACCGGCAAAUUUUCGGGAUUUGUCCAAACCCAUGGGUGCUCAAACUAAGGAACGGUUGGAACAGUUUCUAAAACGAUAUAAAGACUGGGACGAUCCCCAAGGCGAUACACCCCCCUAUCACUACGGAACGCAUUACAGCUCAGCCAUGAUAGUAUGCUCGUACUUGAUUAGACUAGAACCGUUCACGCAACACUUUCUUCGUUUACAAGGAGGUCACUUCGAUUUAGCCGAUCGAAUGUUUCACAGUAUUAAGGAGGCUUGGUACUCGGCUUCCAAACAAAAUAUGGCUGACGUGAAAGAAUUAAUACCUGAGUUUUUCUACCUCCCGGAGUUUUUAGAAAAUUCAAACAGUUUUGAUCUCGGUACAAAGCAAAAUGGUGAUGUUCUGAAUCAUGUCGUACUUCCACCAUGGGCAAAAAAUGAUCCUCGCGAAUUUAUUCGCAUGCAUAGAGAAGCCCUUGAAUGUGAUUAUGUUAGCCGUCACCUACAUUUGUGGAUCGAUCUUAUCUUCGGGUACAAGCAGCAAGGACAGGCCGCAAUGAAUGCUGUUAAUGUGUUCCAUCAUUUGUUUUACGAAGGGAAUGUCGAUAUUUACAACAUUGAAGAUCCUCUUCAGAAAAAUGCAGCCAUCGGUUUCAUUAACAACUUUGGUCAAAUUCCGAAGCAACUAUUCCGCAAGCAACAUCCGGCGAAGCGAAUGACACCGACGAAACAGUUUUCUAUGUUAGUUGAUGUGAGUCCACUGAUUCCUCCCCAAUCUCCGAUUGGAGGUACACCAGCAAUCAACUAUGAGAAAAUAUUUUUCUAUCACCUUAAAAAUCUAAAAUCCUCCCAACAACCUAUUAAAGAACUAAAAGGUCCGGUUGGCCAGAUAAUACAACACGAAAAAAAUAUAUUGUCAGUUGAACAAAACAAAACGUUGAUUCCAAAAUCAUACAAUCGAUAUGUAGCAUGGGGUUGCGCUGAUCAUUCUUUGCGUGUGGGUUGUUAUGAUUCAGAUCGAACUUAUCACACGUGGGAGAAUGUUGAUAACUGUGGUGAUAUAAUUUGUUGCACAUGCCCAAGUGCAAAAUUGUUAAUCAUAGCUGGCACCAGUUCUGUAUUAUCUGUGUAUAACAUAGACGCAAAGAUGAAAAAAUUGUAUCUGAAACAAACUUUGUUUGGCCACUCGGAUGCAGUAACUGCGUUGACGUCGAGCACAGCCUAUAAUAUCAUAUUAAGUGGUUCCCGCGACCAAACCGCUAUUAUAUGGGAUCUGGCACGAUUGACAUACGUCCGUCAAUUAGUUGGACACAUGGGAGUAAUUUCUGCAGUCAGCAUAAAUGAAUUGACGGGUGACAUUGCGACAUGUUCCGGUACUUGGUUGCAUAUAUGGUCCAUCAAUGGUCAUCAGCUAGCUGUUGUCAAUACAAGCAUGGGUAGUUCGGAUCGAAUGCAGCAAAUUCUUUGCGUCACAUUUUCUAGUAUUCGUGAAUGGGACACAAAAAACGUCAUCAUUACUGGAUCGACGGACGGCGUAGUGCGGGUAAUUAUAAAAUAUCUCACGUUAUCUUCACAAUAUGAAAACUGUUAUAUACAUUUCGAAUAAUUUUAUGCAACUUAUGCUGAUUUUCAAAAUCCAACUCGAAGACUCAGGUAUCAAAUCCCACCGGGAUCGUUCCUCUGUACGCAGCACUGACUGAAGAGGGGGCUUGGUCUACCAUUUCUGGUUUCAUGGAGUUAAUUUUACCCGUAGUUCAAUAGUGAGUCUUUUGCACAGAGGAACGACCAGGAAGGGAUUUGGUAAACGAUAUGAAGACCGGACGCUGCUAAUAGGCCUUUUGCCCAUAUCUGCUAGCUUCAGAGCAAACAAGAUUGUGUGACAUUUUUUUCAUUUAUUUAUAGAGGCUUUGAGUCUUAAAGACUUCAUUCACCUCUUUCCGGUAUGAAGGUUACAUGGCUAUUUUGGUAAUUGUGGACUAUUACAAGUGAGGCUAAAAAAAACUAUAGCGGAUUAAACUAAAUUUCUCUAUAAAGGUUGCUGAUGUGUAAAAAUUGAAUUAGGCGGUUAUGUUGAUGUUUGUCGGGUGAGAGAAUGGUGGCUAGGUCGCUAUCUAGUUAGCAGGUGUUUCGGUGUGUAGUGUAGCCAUGACAAUCGGUGAGAAUGUGGCGGACCGUGAUGUCAACGCCACAGAAGCUGCAGAGUGGAGGACUGGAUUUUUCGAGGAGGUAGGAGUGGGUCAGGCGGGUGUGUCCGAUGCGGAGGCGGGAUAGGACUAGUUGGUUGCGGCUGGAAUCAGGAUCAUCCCAUGGUGCAGUGGUGUGUUUGAUCAUACGUAGUUUCAUGGAGAGGUUUAGGUUGUACCAGGUGGUGUUCCAAUGUUGAGCGAUUGCAGUGUUGAUGAAGCGGAUAGCGUCUCGGCGAGAUAGGGAGUCUUGUGGUGCAGUUUGACGGAGCCGACCUCUGUUGGCCAGUUGGUCGGCUUUCUCGUUUCCUUGGAUUCCGGAAUGACCCGGAAUCCAACAGAAGGCUAUUGCGGGAGAUGAAGGGAUGUCAUUUAGGAGCUAGAUGUGCGGAUCUUUGGAGGUGCCGUGUUCGAGGGCUGCCAGCACACUGGCACUGUCGGUGAGUAUGACGUACGGUAUGUCGGCGCGUAGUCCUUCGUCAGCGGCUAGACGGAUGGCUAAAGCUUCGGCAGAAAAGAUGGAUGUGUGGUCAGGAAGUUUGAUGGCACAGUUAUCGAGGCUAGAAUGGAUCCCAAAGUCGGCUGAAUCCCGAUUAACGGAGCCGUCUGUAAAGAUAAGGUGAUGGUGUUUAUAUUUGGUACGGAUCAGGUGUGUAAAGGUGCUAUUGGCGAUGUGGCUGCAUUUUCCGGUCCGCCGGAGUUUGUGUUUUAGUUCCCAGUCUAUUGCAGGAGCACGGUGAUAACAUGUUGGAAGGGAAGGAAACUGCUUUCGCAAAGAAGGGAAUGGAUCGGGCUGUUGACAAAAGCACCAGUGGCGUAGCGGAUGUCUGUAUGGUAGACGGGUGCUACUCUCUUCUCGGAGGUUGCUCUCUCGCGGGAAACAAUCUCGAUACCGUAGAGUAGGUUGGGUAGGAGCCAGGCGUUGAUGAUGCGGUUCAGGGUUGAUCGCGAGGCCCGAGCUUUGCCAGCUCCGAGCUUGCGGAACAGAUUCAGCCGGCUGUUAGCUUCCUUCUUAACCCUGUUGGAAUGUGGAAGAAAGGAAAGGUGUCUGUCGAAUGUAACGCCGAGUAUGUCGGCAGUCCGUGUGUUAGGUAUUGGUGUAUUCUAGUAUGUAAUAGAUUGUCGCUGUUUGCAGAGUAUUUGUUGAUAUGGAGGAUUUUGGAUUCGGUGUGUGACAUUUCAUAACCCGUUCAUCUCGACCACUGUCGAAUCUUGUCAACCCCUGCUUGCAGGAGUUUACGAGAUUCACAAGCAGUACGAGAUGAAGAGGCCAGAAUGAUAUCGUCUGCGUAGAGGAAUGCUUGGAUUUCUGUGGGAAUAAAACUAAAAAGGGAUUCCAUACUAAUAAGGAAGAGGGUAGGAGAGAGAAUGGCCCCUUGCGGAACACCAUUCUCUAGUGUGUAGGGGUUGGAUAGUUCGGUUCCUAUUAAUAAUCUAAAUGUCCGGUCCUUUCAAUGGAAGGAAGCUUCCCAAUCAGCCCCCUCAUACUUCCAACGAGGACGUACGAGAGAUGGCUGAGAACGAAAAGUACUACGGAUAAAAAGCGGAAAGUGGUCGCUAUUGUGUGUGUCUGUGUCAACGUCUAUGUGGAAUUGAGGUGCCAUAGAAGAUGACACCGCACAGUAAUCAAGGAUGGAGCUACUUCCGUCAGACGGAGAAACACGGGUUGGGGUUUGAUUGUGGAGGAUUUGUAAGUCUACAGUAUGGAAUAUUUCAUCUAAGAGGUUGCCACGGGUCAGGAAGAUCGUUUUGUAUCGGAGGUACUUUGAGAGCGUGAGAUAGAUUGUGUUUCGGAAGUUGGGUUUUCCUCUUCCGAGAAGGGAGAGCCCUUAUUCCCGCGGGCUCGCUUGCCGAUGAUGGAAGAAAUGGUGGAGGUGGUGGAGGCCGCGUCUUCUGAGUCGGUCAGAGUUGUGUCGGUUUCUGAUGCUAGUGAGCUGUCGUUUUGUUCUUGUUUGUCAUUGUUUUGUUUCAGUAUUUUUUUAAUCAUUUUACCUUGUUCUUUUAUUUGUUUUCUCAAGCUGUCAAUUGAUUCUCUUAGCGUUUUGAUAAGUUCGUCUUGUUGUUGUUUUUGUGAUUGUUAAUUAGCAAUAGGUAUGUCUUUUUCGUCUUGCGUCGUUUGUUGUGCGUACGUAAUUCGUUGUUGGACAAGAGAAGAAACUACAGGCAAAGUAACAGAUCUACGGGCUUCUCCGUAAGAACAGUUGUACUUGAUGACUGCUUCUUCUUGUAGGUAGCGGGGACAGGAACAGGAGAAGGCGUUAUGUGGCCAUUGCAUUUCAUGCACACGGGGUCGACGGGGCAAUCUCCGUGGGCAGGCGUACCUUGAGUUGAGGCCGUGGGUGGCGCAGGCUUGAACUACCUUGCAGCUCAUCUUGGUGUGUCCAUAAUGAGCGCAGUUGUAGCACAUCAUGGGUUUUGGGUAGUAAGGUCGGGUGGAAACUUGCUGGGCACUGAGGCGGAUGAUUGAUGGGAUCGAGGUGGCGUUUAGACGGAGCAGGAAGAUGUUCGUCGGCACUAGUUCACUGUUCACUUUACGUUUAAAUCUAUGCACAGAAAUUACGCGUUGGUCCUUGAGUUCUUCUAGAAUUGUCUCGACACUAACGUCUUUCAGGUCUGGGGAGAGGAUUACACACUGAACACUGUUUAGGGUUGUAUGGGGAGUCACUGUCACGCUAGUCCCGUCAAUGAGUUUGGAGAGGGUUUGUAGCGAUUUAAAUUGCUUGGAACUACGGGUCUUAAUCAGGAGUUUUUUGCCGUUGUCAAGAACUUUGCCGGGUUUGGAAAGCUCACCAGCAGCGGAGGAUAAGGUCGGUUGUUUGUAGGACAAGGAACUUCAUGUCACCGUGGUCAUUAUUCUUGUCCAUGUAGUCUGGUAGGCUCCGUUCAUUUCGAAAGGGCCCACCGAGGGGGGGAAAGGUGUGCCUGGCAUUGUAAUGCCGGGCCCAGAAAAAAAAGUUUUAAGUCCUGUCAGUCGUAAAAGUAAAUGUUAACACACUACACUUUAAAAAUAUCACCAUGGCACACCACCUACAGUAAACGAGUCUUUUUUCUCACUUAAAUUGUCUCUAUUUUAAUACCAACGCACAAAAGUCAUGAAUCACCAGGGCCUAUCUUUCUCUAAAGCUCUUAAACCUAGCACCACUGCACAAAAGUCACGCACGCACCACCGAGAAGUAUAGAACUUCUGGAUUAGUUUUUAGCACAGGUACACUGGGUAGAAAACACCUGGUAGGAAACUACCCAGCAACACAGGAAAACAGCACAGGUACAACGGGUAGAAACCACUGCACAAGACACUGCACAGCAGCACAGCGUAACAACAACAAGUCGCACUACACACUGUACGGGCACAGAAAAUUCUCACUACAGCACGCAACACUAGGAGCACAGAUGAAGCACUGAACCGGGAGCACAAGCAAAACACGUCUGUUCAGGUUGACUGUCUUAGCAAGAGUGUUUGCGACAGUGAUUUGAACACAGUGUGAGAUUGUGCGACAGUCAGUAUUGGCUAGUACAGAUUAAAGUUUUGUUGUAUAAUUUCGAUUCCAAACGCUUUUAAUAGCUAGGAAGUUUAUUUUCCAAUCUGUAAUUGAUUUGUUCAUUUGGGCUUCUCAAUGAUACUUUCG